CGUCAGAAGCUAGUUGGUCCCUGUCAUCAACAAUACAAUAGUCAAAUAACGUAACAUCACUUAAUAACCAAGUUAAAUACGUACCACACAUUUUAAAUAUUUUUAAACUACGCUUGUUGUUGUAUCUCUCUUCAGCCAGGGGUUUUAGGAAUGGACGCCAUCUCAAAAAAGCUAACGUUAGCCGACGUCUUUGUGGAGGACUCUGAAAAUGAGCGAACAUUUUUGGGCUUUUCUGACAGUGAGAUCAGCGACCACUGCGAUAAAAAUUCAAAUUCAGAAGAUGAAGAUGAAGCUCAGCCUGACUUCUCUGCCAGGGAGCAGAAAGUAACGUCUAAACCAUCCUCUGGUGCCAAAACCUUCAGCCUGAGGGUGGCUCUCCGCUCCACUCCCUCUACCCAGCAGUCCACUGAUGAAGAGGAGGAGGAAAAGAGGAUAAAAAAGAGGGUGGUGAAGUGGACAGGAAAGACCAGUCAGGCAAAGAAGAAGAGACGUGUUCAAUUUGAAGAUGAGGAGACAGCAGUGGCUCGGCCCUCUCCUAUCAAAGAGUGUGGAUCUGAUUCAGCAGAAGAUGUGUCUGCUCCUUUCCUGGCCAAGAGAGAGCAGAACAUCAAGGCCAACAAAGCGAUGUUGGCUCAGCUAAUGGCAGACCUGCAGAACAUGCCAGGAGGUGCAGGGAUUCUGAAAAAACAAGCAGGCAAACGGAAGACAAAAGACCGAAGUUGUCGUCCACCGCGCUCUGGUGCAGCCGGAGGAGAGUCCAGGAAGAACCCAGAGCGGGCGUCUCGCAGACGAACCCGCUCAAUGGGGGGAAGCGACGAUCCCUCAGCCCCUAAGGAGGAAGACCUGGAGCUCAGCCUGGAGGAGCUGCUGGAGGUGCGCAGAUCCCCACAGCGCCGUGGCGCCCCGCGGCCCAAGCAGUGCAAACCUCACUGUAUCCGUCCUGUGGAGGACAUCACGGAGGACGAGAUUCAGCUGGUUGCAGACAACAUGACGGAAAAAGUCUACAACAGAUUCACAGGCUCCACAUGUCAUCAGUGCCGUCAGAAAACGGUUGACACCAAGACGUGCUGCCGCAGUGAGGACUGUCGCGGGAUCCAGGGUCAGUUCUGUGGACCGUGUUUGAGGAACAGAUACGGAGAGGACGUCAAGAAGGCGCUGCUUGAUCCGGAGUGGAGGUGUCCUCCCUGUCGCGGUAUUUGCAACUGCAGCUUCUGCCGACUGCGUGACGGCCGCUGCCCAACCGGCAUCCUGUUCCCUCUCGCUCAGUACCACGGCUUCUCUGACGUCCACUCCUACCUCAGCAGCCUCCGUAACAAACUGAAAUACGAGGACAACAAUGUAGAGAUGUGAUGUUAACGAGGUGCAGCAAUUGUUCAAAUAGUUUCUCUUUUAAGUUGUUUUAAUCCUAAUAAAACAUCCACAACCUGUGAUU
Anarrhichthys ocellatus (wolf-eel) is the source of this 1432-nucleotide messenger RNA. RefSeq names its product cell division cycle-associated protein 7-like. Gene Ontology annotation, cellular component: nucleus. The transcript has 8 exons. Lineage: Eukaryota; Metazoa; Chordata; Actinopteri; Perciformes; Anarhichadidae. The coding region runs from base 151 to 1350 and encodes 399 amino acids. The record is from RefSeq and is a predicted model, not a curated record. Gene Ontology annotation, biological process: regulation of DNA-templated transcription.